This is a messenger RNA of Talaromyces stipitatus ATCC 10500, 534 nucleotides long. RefSeq lists its product as uncharacterized. The coding region runs from base 1 to 534 and encodes 177 amino acids. The record is from RefSeq and is a predicted model, not a curated record. The transcript has 2 exons. NCBI's taxonomy places the organism in Eukaryota, Fungi, Ascomycota, Eurotiomycetes, Eurotiales, Trichocomaceae.
AUGGCAGUCCCAACCUCUACAGACCCCUCUCCAGACGAGGGGGAGAAUAACGGACACGGGCAACAAAGUAGGACUUCGCCGUCUGAACUACCUGCCCACCACGACCAAGACCCACGGCCCAGCGAACUCCCAAGUCAUACUGUAAGCAACGUCGAAAGCGAAGCGCUGCCAAAUUACUCGCGACGUCCCGACAGUAACGCUCCUCGUCUACCAUCUUAUGCUCGAGUAGAGCGUACCGAUCGACUUCGGCGUGAGUCCUGGCAAACAUUUAUCGAAAGCAAAAUGUAUGGGCCGGACACCUUCGGCGGGCAUAAAGGAAUUACCGACGGACCGCCGAACGACCCUCUGAAACCUUUCCGAUGGAUACGGAGAAAGGUGAAGGGCGAGAAAAAUGUUUGGAGGAAGCUAUCGGUUGAGGAGAGGAGGAAAUGGGAGGAAGAAGGGGGUCCGGUCAAUUAUGAUGCCGGAGAAUGCUUACUCUAUCUAACCCGAGGUCUCGCCUCGUUGAUAAAAUUGGCCGCAGCUGGCGAUUAG